CCGAAGCAACAGCAGCAGAAGCAGAAGGGAAGCAGUCCGGCUGCCAGCGCUCCUCAGCGGGGGGUUAAGAGAGAAACUAGUUCGUCCAGGACUACCAAACACACCCCCUUACCCUCAUACAGUUGUAAACAAUUAGCAUUAUUAGCUAGUCUUGGCCUCUGUCGUCAGUAUUAGAGGUGAAUAGAUAAAAAGCGAGGAUGUUGGUCCCCGCGGGAAGAUAAUGAAGAAGCUGCGCGUGUUGUUGCUGUGCGCCGUUUUAGCUCUCCUGUGCUGGCACUCUGGUCAUCAUGUUUAUUGCUCAGAAGAGUUCGCCUCUGGCCCAGGACUCCCUGCACAGGAUGACAGCUGUUACACAGCGCAGGAACCAGGGGCUGACGACAAGGUUGAAGAGGAAAGGGCGACACACACUCAGUCAUUGUACGACGUGGGUCUGGAGACAGAGAGAGCUGCACUGAAGGAAACAUCAUUGCACACACAAGACGCCCUGCACGAAGAGAAGCACAAACAGACUGAGAAUUUGGAAGAAGUGUUUGAUGAGCCACAGAUUCAGCUUGAGUCUGCUCCCCCUGAGCUAGAACAACAACAACAACAACAACAACAACAGCAGGAGCAGCAGCAACCAGAACCCCAGAGCACCCAACAAUCAGACCAACAACAGUCGACUCAAGUACCAAUACUUACAGAGCCUCAAUCAGCACCGCCACUCUCCCAGCCCCAGCCAGAACCUGAAACUCCACAGGCCACUGCCACAGAGGACCAGGCUGCCCACGCCUCCGCUGCUCCAACCCCCCCACAGACUGUCCCGCACGGAGAAGACCCGUCUGCACCUCCUGCUGAACUCCAGAAGAGCCCAGAGUCAGCCUCACCUACCUCAGUCACCUCCUCCGAGAGCUCCUCCAGUGGACUAGACGUUCCGCGUCCUGAUGCCCCUGUAAAGAACUCUAGUGCCAGUCAGUGUGAGGUGGGCCCUGUGCCCCCCUUCAGCCAGUCCCUUGACACCAAGCUCACCAGUGUUGUGGAGGAACAUGCGGAGAAUCAAGCAGAGAACCAGUCUGACACAUUGGGAGAAGAGAGUACAGAGACCAGUGUUGACCCGACGGCCUCUCUGCUCCCGAGUGAGCUGGACCUCACAGAGCUGGGGCAGACAGCCAGCAUCCCUCCACCUACAAAAAGCCAGCAGGCGGUGGACCAUGAGGGAGCAGCAGACCCUCCUGUACCCAGUAAAGAGGACAUCCCCACUUUUGAUGAGUGGAAGAAGAAAGUGAUGGAAGUAGAGGAGAAGAAAAGUCAGUCUCUGCACACUUCAUCAAACGGCAGCCCUCAUCCAGUCAAAAAGGUCCAGAAGAAUUUCAAGAAUAACUACGCUUCUGUCGAAUGUGGGGCCAAAAUCCUCUCGGCCAACAAUGAGGCCAAGAGCACAUCUGCCAUCCUGAUGGAGAACAUGGAUCUGUAUAUGCUGAACCCCUGCAGUACCAAAAUCUGGUUUGUUAUUGAGCUCUGUGAGCCAAUCCAGGUGAAGCAGCUGGAUAUUGCAAACUUUGAGUUGUUCUCCUCUACACCCAAAGAUUUCCUUGUGUCUAUAAGUGACAGGUAUCCGACCAAUAAGUGGAUCAAGCUGGGCACCUUUCACGCCCGUGAUGAACGAACAGUACAGAGCUUUCCUCUGGACGAGCAACUUUAUGCCAAAUAUGUAAAGAUGUUCAUCAAAUACAUAAAGGUUGAGCUGCUCUCCCACUUUGGCUCUGAACACUUCUGUCCACUCAGCCUGAUCAGGGUGUUUGGCACCAGUAUGGUGGAGGAGUAUGAUGAGAUCGCUGACUCUCAGUACACAUCAGAGAGAGCCGAGUACCUGGAUGAAGACUAUGAUUACCCACCCGGCUACCUGCCAUCAGAGGACAAGACGUCGAAGAAUCUGCUGGGCUCUGCUACAAACGCCAUCCUGAACAUGGUAAACAACAUCGCAGCAAAUGUGCUAGGAGGGAAACCAGAACUAGAGGACGGAGCUGAAAUGGAAGGAAAUGUUUCCUCUGGGACAGAAAACGUCACCCAGACAUUAGCAGAAACCACACUCACUCCAGAACCUACUGAACAGCCCUCUACGCUGGAUGUCCUUGAGCUGGAUCCCACUCUAGUGAAGGAGGACUUAGAUGUUCCUGUUCCUGAGGCUCCUUCAGAACCUCCACCUGAGGAGAGCCGUAUCGUCAUCCUCAUCGAGGAGGAAGAAGAGGCCACCCAGCCAACGGUGACCCUGCUGGAGGAGGAGCAAGAGGAGGAGAAAAGUACAGAGGAGUUGUGGGAGCAGGAGAGCGCCACAUACUGCGGCCACCUCUCCACUUUGUCCUGUUUGGGCUCUUUGCACGAACACUUCUACGGCUACUGUUCAGCAGCAUUAGCACUAGAGCGCCAGCGUAGAGACCGGCGCCACAUGGCACAGCACACACACACUGACACAGACACUCAAACCACCCCUCAGCAGUCCCUCCCUGACACCACCCCAACCCAAGAGCCCCCUGUUCCCUCUGAGAAACUUCCAGAAACAGAGCAACCCUCUCAGGCACAAGCCGAGAGGAUUUCCCCUACUGAAACGGUGGCUUCUCUCCCUCAGUCCUCCAGUGAGGAAACUGCAGUCCCAGAGCAGGAACCCCCACCUGAGACAAUUCUUUUAGAGCCCAGUCGUACCUCCACCCUUCCCCCACACAGCUUCUCCCACACCCCCACCCAAAACAUCCCAGAGUCCCUGCCCACGGGAGAGCCAGUGGACCAGCAUCCGCAGUACCUGGUGGACAUCCCAGAAACCAGUACGCCUGUCAGCAGCACCAACAGCCUCCUCUCUCCCAGUGCUGCCUCCUCUCCGCUCUCCUCCACCACCACCACUGAACCCCACAGCCCAGAGACAGACCCUCCCAAACUGGAGCUCCCCAUCGCCACCAAAGAGCAGACGGUUCAGCCGUUGCCCACCCACACUCGCCCCGCUGAUAUCCCACCUCCUACUGAACUUCCGGUCCCGCUUCCAGAGGCCUCAGAUAUCGGCAGGACUGCAGGGGUUGAAGAUCCUCACCACAGUGCUGUGGCCACCCAACCAGAGCUUUCUGAAGCCCCUCUGUCUCAACAAGAGGAGACUGUUGACGACAUUCUGCUCCCACACCGCACCGCCGGAGAGUUUUACGCAGAGCAGCAACAUUCGGCGGAAAUGGGCCAAGGGAAUGGAAACGGGAAUCAGGUGCACGGAUCCAACCAGAAGGAAUCAGUGUUCAUGAGAUUGAAUAACAGGAUUAAAGCGCUAGAAAUGAACAUGUCCCUCAGCAGCAGAUACCUGGAGGAGCUCAGCCAGAGGUAUCGUAAACAGAUGGAGGAGAUGCAGCGGGCUUUCAACAAGACCAUCAUCAAACUGCAGAACACCUCCAGAAUCGCAGAAGAGCAGGACCAUAAACAGACCGAGUCUAUACAGAUGUUACAGAGCCAGCUGGAGAAUGCCACCAGGAUCCUGCUGAACCUGUCUGACACUGUUGCUCAGCUACAGCGAGAGGUGUCUGACAGUCAGAGUUACCUGGUGCUGUCUCUGAUCCUGUGUCUGAUGCUGGGUCUGCUGCUCUGUAUGCAGUGCUGCAGGAGCUUGCCCAGUCACAACACCAGCUCAAGCAUUCCCAUGAGCAACCACUACCCCAGCCCUAAGAGGUGUUUUUCCUCAUAUGAUGAUAUGAGUCUGAAACGGAGAGUUUCUUGUCCUCUCGUUCGUUCAAAGUCAUUUCAACUGCCCACGUCAGAGGUAGGUCCUGAUGACUUGUACAUUGUAGAACCUCUAAGGUUUUCUCCAGAGAAAAAGAAGAAACGCUGCAAGACAAAAGGAGUGGAGACGCUCCAGGCCUCCAUCCCCUCAGUGACGGGUGUUAAUGGUGAGCUCAGAUGCAACGGUGAAACAUCAUCAUCUUCUCUUCUAUUCCUGCCGUCAACGUGCAACGGCUACGCAUCCACCUGCUCAUCCAGGGACUGUGUGUCAGAGGGCAGCUCCGAGAGCUCUGCUUCAACACUGUCUGAGGAGUCCUUCAGCAGCGCCCCCUCCAUGAACGGACACGACCCCACCCUGUGCAACAGCGAGCCACCGCCGCCGCCGACCCUCUCUCCGGCCAAGAGCAAGAUAGAGAAGAGGUCUCUGAAACGCCGCAAGUCCAAGAACGCUGAGCAGCAGGAGGCCCGGCGCGUGGGGGAGAUCCUGUCACUUCCUGUGACCGUCAUGCCCACGCUGGAGGAGCUCAUGAAGGGAAAGGCGGAGCUGGGCGUGGCCACAUUCGGAAGGACAGCUGUAACGGGACGAGUUUGAGUUUUCACGCCACCUUUUUUUCUUUUUCUCAUUCCAACAUUGCGAAGUUUCAUUAUGAGCGCUGAUCCUGACGCCGUCUUCACUACAUCCUGGUUCUCUGAACUUUGGUUAUGUGCCUUUUUUUUUUUUUUCAUUCAGGAUCAUUUUCAUUAUUCCCUUUAAUUUUUUUUAUACUUCUGGGCAAGUUCUAACUGACAAACAUGAACAAGUAUUGACUUGGUUUGAUGUUGCAGAGGUGACCAGGAGUUUAGGCUGAUUUACAGGUGGCAGACUUACAACAUUCAGCGUGUUUCUUUACACUAACAUGACCCUCAGGUCUCCAGUUGCUCUUUCACAGUCUCUUUAAGGCUAACUCACUCUUUUUUCCCUUCCUGGUUGGAUAUGGUAUUCUUGUACAUGUGAGAGUUUGUGUGACAUCAUGCCAGUCGUUGUCUGUGGUUGGUUUGUGGGACCAGUGAUGUCACACAGCAAAGGGCUUCAAUCCAGUGAACAGAGCGGAAUGAAAAACAGAUCCAGUCCAUGUUAUUUCUGUCAUUUUGUCUUUUAGAGCCAAAUUAAGGUGUGUUUUUUUUUUUUUUUUUUUUUUUUUUCUUCUCUACCAUUCGAAUCACAAUCUAAUUUGACCAAUGAGUCCAGGCUGGGCCUGAACAUUCUCUCUCACACACACACACACCCACACACACUCAUAUAUCAACAUGUUCAUAUUGUGCAUCUCAAGCAUGUUUACAGCUCAUUUUCUUCAUUCUUCAGUGGAUCCUUGAUAAAAAAAGAAAAAUAAAAAAUAAAAGACAUUUUUACAUGCUUUAUAUAUAAACACACGGGGAGUUUGUAGGGGACAUUCUGUUAUUUUAGUGGUAAUUAUUUAUGUAUUUAUUUAUUUAAAUGUGAUCCGGGCUCUAUGAGAUCAAGGUCAUGUGAUAUAUGAGAUACAGUGCCCCCCCCCCCAUAUAAGAGAUUUAAUACAGAUACACACAAAUGGUACGGAACACAUCUUCCUGUUCUCUAAAGUUGAAUUCAAGAAAGCUGGAUUCUGCUUUUGACUUGUUAAACUUUAUUUUGCAUUCGUAUCAAUUGUUAUUGCUCAUAACGUGAUCAUAGAGAUGUUGUACAUCUGAUUGGCUCAGCUUCUGGCUGGGAUUUACUCUGGAUCUGUUCGGACUAACUUUGGGUAACUGGAUUCGAUGUAAAUCAUGAAAACGUCUGGUCUGUCCUGUCCGUCACGUUCAUGUGAAGUUUGUGUGUGUUUGUGUGUAUCCCGCAUCUUCUCUUCACACACUUCAUGUCCAUCUUAACACACUUUCUGUGUGUGUGUGUGUUCGCUUCUUUCUUAGUUGUUUUUAAUGCAUCCAAGAGACCAUUUGACAUCCCAGUGGAGUUUCUCUGUGUCAGAUCUGUGUGUUGUGUAAGACUGUAAGUGUUUUCUUUCACGCAGAUGAUCCCUUCAUUAACCUUUAAUCAGACUCUGGGGUUUAGAGAAUGUGAAUUCACAUCACGAUUUCAAUAAAAGGGAAAGAUUGGGAUUGGCGUGCGAUGGACCAUCUCUGUGAUUUCCAUGCUACAUGUUUCACUUUAAAAUGUUUCACUACCUUUCUCCUUUUUGAAUGGGAACUGAUAUAUGCUUGUGGAGUUUGUCGAUGUAUGUUGAUGAUUCUUUCCAGUACACCAGUGAGUAGAGACCGCUGAGUGUGUGUCUCCUGUGCACUUUGGAGAGCUCCACAUGCCUUUGUUUUCUACACCACACCUUGUACAAGUGCUUUUUGGCCCCAGGCGUUCCCUGGUACAGCGCCCUCUCGGGACGUAUGCCUGAUUUAUUUAAACGUCCGCUACGUGAAAUCUCAUCAUCUGUGAGGACGAACUGCACAGUAUUUGAUUAUAUUUUGUUUUUCCAAUUGUAACUACAGCAGUGUAGUGCCAUUAGAAACUGUGAAUUUAUAAAUAAAACACUUUGUUGUCUUUA
Messenger RNA from Carassius auratus (goldfish), 6275 nucleotides. RefSeq names its product SUN domain-containing ossification factor-like. Gene Ontology annotation, cellular component: membrane; cytoplasm. The record is from RefSeq and is a predicted model, not a curated record. The coding region runs from base 221 to 4318 and encodes 1365 amino acids. The transcript is spliced from 24 exons. Gene Ontology annotation, biological process: regulation of bone remodeling; protein folding in endoplasmic reticulum. NCBI's taxonomy places the organism in Eukaryota, Metazoa, Chordata, Actinopteri, Cypriniformes, Cyprinidae.